UGAUACGGGUGGGAAAUAAAUAACGUGUUUUAGAUGGUAUUUAAGCUCCUGCUAGCGUGAGCUAACUGUGUAGCACUUACAUGUCAACACACUGCGAUAUAACUUCACAAGUCCGACAUUAUUCAUGGGUUUAAAGAGGAGAUCUCUUUCAGGAUGACAGCGAGGAUUUAACACAACUAGCUUCUUAUAAACACAGGUCAUUGGUUCUAAACCGUGAUUUCUCUUCGUCGUCCCGAAGGUCUGAACACAUACACAUGGCCUGGAGUACGUUUGUAGCCAUGGAAAGCUCGACCCACACCCACACGCCGUGUCCCGAUCCGCUCGAACCGGCUUGUGGCGCCGCCCUGCAGGUUCAUCUGUACUACUGCAGCCAGAGCACGAGCAGCACGAGCGGCUCGACUCUCAGUUACCUGUCUGGAGAUUACAUCGCAGAGGAACUGUGCAUCAAGGCUGCCAAAGAGUGCGGUGUCAGUCCUGUGUACCUGAGUUUGUUUGGGCUGAUGAGAGAGCGGGACCGCGUGUGGUACCCCCCCAAUCACAUCUUUAAAGUGGACGAGUCCACCAAUGAGAAGCUCCUGUUCAGAAUAAGGUUUUAUUUUCCCAGCUGGUAUGGAAGAGGAUUAAGCCACGCCCAUCGCUACGGCAUCACCAAGAGCUCUGAGACCCCGGUGUUUGAUGAUGUCACCACAGCAUACCUGUUCGCCCAGGUAACAUCACCUGUCUCUGUGACCUGAGGUUACACCUUACUA
Molecule: messenger RNA, 749 nt
Organism: Tachysurus fulvidraco (yellow catfish)
Lineage: Eukaryota; Metazoa; Chordata; Actinopteri; Siluriformes; Bagridae
Product: tyrosine-protein kinase JAK2-like
Exons: 4
Coding region: 255-734 (159 amino acids)
Biological process (GO): hemopoiesis; intracellular signal transduction; cell surface receptor signaling pathway via JAK-STAT
Cellular component (GO): cytosol; cytoskeleton
Molecular function (GO): non-membrane spanning protein tyrosine kinase activity; cytokine receptor binding
Source: RefSeq, a predicted model, not a curated record